AUGACAUCUUUGCCACCGUCUAUUCUGCUCGUGCAAGUUGGCCUCACACUCGUCAUUGUCGGAGUUCUGGCAAAGCUUCGUGUACGGCAACCAUUUCCAGUGUCUUCUAUGCCCGCAGGUACAGCAUUUCGUCCAGGUAUCUUAGUGAUCAUCGAAGAUGUCGUUGCGGUGGACGGGGGCCGUGGCAGGGCAUACCGUUCAGCGCUAAUGGAAAGUCAGACCUUUGCGUUUGGGCUGGGUGUCUGGGCAGUCAUCACGACUUACUGGGUGAAAUCUGCGCUGAGGGAAGAGAAGCUUACCUGGUCGGAGAGCCAGAAAGUCGGCGCUGUGCUUGUACCCAAUUCCUGGGCCGUGGAGUUGGAAAGAGCUGUCGAGGCUUGGCUUAGCCUUAAUGCAUAUGUACACUGCCCUCGAGUAGCCAAGGGUAGCACAUUGACAGAUUAA
Molecule: messenger RNA, 444 nt
Organism: Aspergillus niger
Lineage: Eukaryota; Fungi; Ascomycota; Eurotiomycetes; Eurotiales; Aspergillaceae
Exons: 6
Coding region: 1-444 (147 amino acids)
Source: RefSeq, a predicted model, not a curated record